Molecule: messenger RNA, 1488 nt
Organism: Mollisia scopiformis
Lineage: Eukaryota; Fungi; Ascomycota; Leotiomycetes; Helotiales; Mollisiaceae
Exons: 3
Coding region: 60-1319 (419 amino acids)
Biological process (GO): regulation of transcription by RNA polymerase II
Molecular function (GO): zinc ion binding; DNA-binding transcription activator activity, RNA polymerase II-specific
Source: RefSeq, a predicted model, not a curated record
GCAACACGGAUGGAGUAUCACUCCUUGACAAUUUUCUCCCCAUUCAUUCUCAACUCAAGAUGCCCGAAGCAGUCUCAAAUUCCGACAAGGGAACAGUUCGUAAGAUCCGUGCGCAUAAGAAGAGCCGUCAAGGGUGCGGUAAUUGCAAGCUGCGUGCUGUCAAGUGCGAUGAAUCGAGACCGAUAUGCAAGAGAUGCAAAGCCUAUGGCGUAGUAUGCAAUUAUGGUAGGAAAUCGCCCGAUCUCGAACUAUCAUCCAGUGGCGGUUUCCAUGUCAGCGUCCUCAAUGAUUCGUCCCUCUCCUCUCCCGAGGCUGGAGUGCCCAAAUCAAUCGCUCCAUCCUUGAAACAAGGUCUAGCCGCUUCUCUUGAAAGCUAUGCAUCAGACGGCCUGAGCCGCUGGGAAUUUGAGCUCCUCCAUAGAUUUCAGCUCCGAACUAUCUACACGGUCACCACAGCCAAGUCUUUAGCCAUAUAUCAAUCUUCAAUUCUCAAAUAUGCAUGCUCUCACCCAUAUCUCCUCCACGGUGUCCUAGCCCUGACUCUUUUGCACGAUCGCUACUUUUCUCCCCUUGGACUUAACUCAAGCCUCACUCCCAGUGAAGUAUACCACUGGGGACGGAGCCUAAAUCUAUAUAGCCUCGCGCUCACAAAACCAAUUGCUCCCGCAUCACGAGAUCCCCUUUGGGCGACGGCUGCUUUCCUAGGCGUUCUCUCUAUAGCCCACGUUGAAGCCCGGACAGCCAAAGACAGCUGGCCAUAUGCACCACCUUCACUUAUGGAUCUCAGCUGGCUUAAAAUGAGUGAAGGCAAGAAAACAAUCUGGAAAGACGGAAACGCAUUCAUGGAAGAAAGUGACUUUCGCAUAUUAGCUCACGAGCAACAAGGAAAUUACCAACCCCCUCUUGUUUAUGGGAGCAAGGAAGGAAUAUGCACCCUUCCAAGCAAUUUUCUCGCAUACUUUGCUAUCGGGGACGGCUUCGACCUUAUCGACAAUCCUUACUAUGCGUCAGUCUACAGCUUAGCGCAAUCGUGGAAACUCACCUCCGCCUUCCAAGUCAUUAUGAACUGGAUUUUCUACAUCACAAACAUGGAAAACAGAUAUAAGACCUUGCUCCGGAGCAAAGAUCCUCGAGCCCUUCUCCUUAUGGCCUACUGGUAUAGGCUCGCCGCCGAAACAAAACAUUGGUUUUUGAUGAGGAGAGUGCAUGUGGAGUGCGAGUCAAUAUGUUUGUAUCUUGAGCAACACUACAGUCAAGAUCAUGAGCUCCAAAUUCUACUGGAGUACCCGAGGAGCAUAUUAGCACUUGGUAGCCCUUGAAUUCUACAUGAUUAAGCACUUGUCUUCAUCAUACAAAUCAGGCUUAGUCCAAUGCGAUUGUUUGAGCACAAAACGACAGGUUACAUUUGACUGUCUCUCCCCCUUGCUCGUAGCUCAUAGUCUCGCUGCACGAUAGACAAUGUCACGAUCAAGUGGAGAUGGUAAGCUC